Puntigrus tetrazona (Sumatra barb) is the source of this 952-nucleotide messenger RNA. It is a transcript of the gene malb, whose product is annotated as mal, T cell differentiation protein b. Gene Ontology annotation, molecular function: structural constituent of myelin sheath. Gene Ontology annotation, cellular component: membrane. Lineage: Eukaryota; Metazoa; Chordata; Actinopteri; Cypriniformes; Cyprinidae. The record is from RefSeq and is a predicted model, not a curated record. Gene Ontology annotation, biological process: myelination. Bases 66 to 536 code for a protein of 156 amino acids. The transcript is spliced from 4 exons.
UGAAAAGACGCGCCCGUGGCUCCGUUACUCCACUCAUUCCUCUUGAGGAUAGCGGGAGCGCGACCAUGGCAGCGGCCACGCAGCAGAUGUCGAGUCUGCCCAGCGGACUCCGGGUCUGUUCCACCGUACCGGACAUCCUCUACCUGCCAGAGCUGGUGUUUGGAGGGCUGGUAUGGAUCCUGGUGGCAUCUACAAUUGUGACUCCAGCAAACCCUCAAGGAUGGGUGAUGUUUGUUUCGGUCUUCUGCUUUGUAAUGACCUUCAUCUGGCUCAUCGUCUUCGCCUGCGGAGGGCACAAAAACAGCAGUGCCUGGGCUACAGCGGACUUUAUUUAUCACCUGAUUGCCGUUAUAUUCUAUUUGAGUGCCUCUGUGAGCCUGGCCUAUGUGACCAUCUCUCUCAAAGAAUUCAGUAUAGCAUCACCAAUUGACAAGUACUAUAAAAUCGACAUUGCAGCUGUGGUGUUCUCGUAUGUUACCACAUUGCUUUACUUCAUUCACUGCAUCCUUUCUGCCGUCCGGUGGAAAUCCUUCUAAUCAAAUAAUCUGAGCAAAAGGACAUCAGUUUGACACCAAUUUUUUUAAUUAAUUGAAAAUAAACACUGGAAAAUUGCUGAUAUUUAAAUUUGAAUGUCAAGGGCCAGUCCUGAGAGCUCUCUACACAGAAACACACAGCAAUCAAGAAUAAACCUACUUAUAUUUUUCAUAAUAGAUUGUUUCAGCCUUAUUACGUUUUUUAAUGAUGAUGCAUUCUUAUAUAUUUGGGAGAAGGGAAACUUUUUGAAAUGCUAUCUGUAAUAGUACAAUGACGCUAAGUGUAGAUGUGAAUGAAGAAACAAUGUGGGUUUUGUAUACUUUCUUGUACCUUUGUAACUGAUAAAUCAUUUUUUUGUAUAUUUAGCAAAUACACACAAUGAACAGCAUAAUAUUUUAAUAAAAGAAUAUGAACUGGA